AUGAGAUCGCUCAGUGCACGAGUGCCUGCAGCUACCGAAGCAAAAGCUCUUCAGCUUACUGAAGCCUGGCUACAUGUUGUACAGCGCUACCAGUACACCAUCGCCAUGGUACGAGAUCUCGACAGACCAGUCUAUCGCUCUGCAGACAAAGACAACCUCACCGGCGCCAGAUGUCGCGCUAGCUGCUGCGCACAGAUCUACAAGGCCGACAGCGAACGAAUCGCACAAUGGACUGCUGCGGAACAGGCACAAAUCCGUCCCAGAAAGCGCAAUAGAUGGGUCGAGAAAGCACACUACUCUGUAAUGGGCAGCCCGGCGGAUUCCAAUGUCUUUCAAACGCAGUAUUGGCGAUAUCGCGCGGCUACUCUGUCACCGGAAGAACCCGACACGCUUUCGGCAGGAAAAGACGAUGACGAUGUGCCGCUGGUAGAGCUCAAGUCCCGUCAACAUAGACGCCGACCUAUCUUGCUACUUGCAGCACCAGACUCGCUUCCUCCAAAGUUGCCAGAGGACCACCUGUGGUAUACCUUGCUCGAGCAACGCCGUCGUUUCGCGAUUGAGAUGUACCAAAUCGCAUUGAGCGCAGUCCGAAUCUUCCAUCGUUAUCCAAAGCUCGACUGGGCCAAUGUCACGCUACCACCGCCACCGACGAAGCUCGAGAGGGGAUCCUUUGCAUCACCGGUACCCUACACAGCCUGGGGCUACGCCAUCUCCGACAUUGUCAACACUCACCAUGCCACUCAUCGCCCGUUCAAUUACUUUCAAUUCAGAGCCCUGACGCUCGAAGAAAUGCAAAACGGGCAAGAUCAUGGCGGUAUAGAUAUGCAGUUCACCGAGAAAGAUGCUUACACCGUCUCUGACAAUGACCUGAUCGACGGCUACAAGAUGCUGCUCGGCGGCAAAUCUCGCUGGGACCACUAUCGUCUCCGAGAUCGAAUCGCAGACUUCUUGGGGCCGGAAGCGUGCGAGCCUGUCCACUUUGGCAUCCUGCCUUGGUUCGAUGACGACAGCUACCGACAGAGCUAUCCGCGUCAUUUCCGAGAGCUCACGCAAAGAUGGCGCGAGCGGGCAGAGGAAGCCAAGGCGGGCUGGGCAGCGGUCUAUGUGCUCUGCCGCAAGGGACUCAAAGUCAAUUCUGUCGACGAAUUCCUGAUCCAUAAUGCCCGCUCGGCAUGGAAGUUCAAUACAACGAUCUACGACUGGUGUCUUGCCAUCGAAGACUGGUGGAAGGACCAGCCCGACGUUGCCAUGCUGGCUCGUAUGGGCCCUUAUAUGCCGAGUUCGACAACGCCGAGACCACCAGUGAUUCCAGUCAAGGGCGGCAAGUUUCACAGGCUCGCUCAAGCGAAGCUGCACGAACUGCAAGGCGAAAUCAGCGUGCCUGGCGAGCCCUGGUUUGCGAAACAUCUCUUCGAUCGUGACGACGUCCUUGCGCAGAGCACGAACGGAAGGGCUACCUCUGCUCCUGUGCCAGCCUACACGUCUUUUCACGGAAUCCAUGAACCGCCCGCAUAUGCUCAGACGAUAAGACAGGAUCUUGCUGCUUGUCCCCUCUGGGAGGUCAUCGAACCCGAUCAAGAGAUGCCCAUCAGGCCGGCACGAGAUACGCCGCAUCUACAUCCUGGCUUCAUAGAGACAAUGAACGACGGGGGCGAGCCUCUCGAAUGGGCAGACGGCGCCGACGGGCGGACGAGCACAGUCAGAGAGCGCUCUCAAGAGCCAGUCCGAGGAGCGCUUAGGCGGACCGUGUCGAAUGACAGCGCUGUGAGAUCAGGACCGUCUCGCCUCAGUCUGGCCAGCCAGAGUGGUUCGCAAACAUCGACAGAGCUUUCACUGCCUUCUCCAGAGGCUUCAACGAGUCAGCUGCCAGACGAACAUGCCAGUAGGUCGCGACCCUUGCGCAAGGUGGUCUCUGUCAUCGUGGAACGCCUUCACGUUCGCUAG
Messenger RNA from Mixia osmundae IAM 14324, 1944 nucleotides. RefSeq lists its product as uncharacterized. Bases 1 to 1944 code for a protein of 647 amino acids. The record is from RefSeq and is a predicted model, not a curated record. The transcript has 2 exons. Lineage: Eukaryota; Fungi; Basidiomycota; Mixiomycetes; Mixiales; Mixiaceae.